AUGUUGAAAGCUGUGAUACUUAUAGGUGGACCUCAAAAAGGCACAAGGUUUCGUCCUCUCUCGCUAGAUACUCCAAAGCCACUUUUUCCAAUAGCUGGUUUGCCACUAAUACAGCAUCACAUAGCAGCAUGCACAAAACUUGCAGAUUGUAAGGAGAUUCUCAUCAUUGGCUCCUACACCACAACAACAAUGGCGCCUUUUAUCAGUGAGAUGCAGAAAGAAUACCAUGUUAUAAUAAGAUAUCUACAAGAGUUUACUCCCCUUGGGACUGGAGGAGGUCUCUACCAUUUCCGAGAUCAAAUCAGAGCGGGAAAUCCCACUGCCUUCUUUCUGCUUAAUGGUGAUGUUUGUGCCGACUUUCCUCUUAAAAAACUGUGGGAAUUCCAUGAAGAAAGGCCUAAUGCUUUGGUAACAAUAAUGGGAACAGAAGCAACUCGACAGCAGUCGGUGCACUACGGUUGCAUGGUUCGUGAACCAACUACUAAAUCUGUAACACACUAUGUUGAAAAACCUAGUAGCUAUAUAUCAACACUUAUCAAUUGCGGAGUGUAUGUGUGUUCAUUGCAAGUGUUCCACACGAUGGCUGAUGCGUUUCAACGGAAGCAGGAUGGGUUUUAUAGGUAAGAAGUUUUUAUAUAAAUAAAUGGUAACGGUCAUGGCAGUCCCCACCCCGGUUAUAUGUCGUGGGAACAAGAUGUAUUGGCACCCCUUGCUGGCACUAACAAGUUGUAUGCAAAUCAGGUAUCAAAUUGGUGGUCACAAGUGAAAACUGCGGGGUCAGCGAUAUACGCCAACCGUCAUUACUUGGAACUCUACCGAGAAAGAUUAACCCACUCUCCUUGCAAUAUUAUACCGGAUGUGUUCAUACAUCCCACUGCUGUUGUCGACAGUAGCGCUGUGAUCGGUCCAAACGUGUCUAUCGGCGCUGGAGUGAUAGUGAAGGCAGGAGUGAGAAUCAAGGAGUCAAUCGUACUGAACAACGCGACUAUACGGGAACAUGCGCUUGUCAUGUAUUCCGUUGUUGGUCAAGACGCUUCAGUAGGCGAGUGGUCUCGUGUCGAAGGGACUCCUUCAGAUCCAGACCCCAAUAAACCCUUCGCUAAAAUGGACAAUACUCCGCUUUUCAACAACGAUGGGAGGCUCAACCCUUCUAUCACAAUAUUAGGUGCAAGCGUAGUGGUACCGCCCGAGACGAUACUUCUGAACUCAAUUGUCUUACCACACAAACAUCUCACGAGGAGUUUCAAACACGAAAUUAUUUUAUAGUACAGAAAUAUUAUUAAAUCAAUUACUUGAUAGUGUUUAUGUAUACUUAUAAUGUAUUUACGUUAAGAAAA
This is a messenger RNA of Melitaea cinxia (Glanville fritillary), 1337 nucleotides long. RefSeq names its product mannose-1-phosphate guanyltransferase alpha (gene Gmppa). The transcript has 9 exons. The record is from RefSeq and is a predicted model, not a curated record. Gene Ontology annotation, cellular component: cytoplasm. Gene Ontology annotation, biological process: biosynthetic process. Lineage: Eukaryota; Metazoa; Arthropoda; Insecta; Lepidoptera; Nymphalidae.